AGGUACCUGCGCUCAAACAACAUUCCGUCAAUCAAAAUUUCAAAAUGGACAAGAACGCAGUUGUUCCCGACGUAAUAGAAAAACUUCCCGAAAAAAACCUGAAAGUGAAGUAUGGUACGAUCCAAUUCACUACUGGUGACACCUUGAAGCCGGCGCAAGUAAAAAACCCACCAGAACUAGACUGGGAGUCCGAUGCGAACGCCCUGUACACAGUUUGUAUGACAGACCCAGACGCGCCAAGCAGAAAAGACCCCAAAUUCAGAGAGUGGCACCACUGGUUGGUGGUCAACAUACCGGGGAAGAACAUCAAGGAUGGAGAAACUUUGACAGAGUACGUUGGGGCAGGACCUCCCAAAGGUACGGGGUUACAUCGCUAUGUCCUGCUGGUUUAUAAACAGGACGCUAAAAUAAAAUGCGAUGAGAAACGAUUGGGCAAUAAUUCUGGAGCUGGCAGGGGAAAGUUCUCAAUCAAGAAUUUCGCUAAGAAAUAUAAUUUGGGUAAUCCUAUAGCUGGCAAUGUUUUUUUGGCUGAGUGGGAUGAGUAUGUCCCAAAGCUACAGAAGCAAUUAUCUGGAUAAUUUUUAAACACUUAGAUUAUAGUUUUGAAAUACUCAUUCACCUGAGAUGUAAUGAUAAUAAUUAACAAUAAAGAGAUUACAAAAUGCAAUCAA
Harmonia axyridis is the source of this 671-nucleotide messenger RNA. Its product is annotated as protein D2-like. The record is from RefSeq and is a predicted model, not a curated record. The transcript has a single exon. Bases 45 to 578 code for a protein of 177 amino acids. NCBI's taxonomy places the organism in Eukaryota, Metazoa, Arthropoda, Insecta, Coleoptera, Coccinellidae.